Messenger RNA from Chelonus insularis, 2111 nucleotides. RefSeq lists its product as uncharacterized. NCBI's taxonomy places the organism in Eukaryota, Metazoa, Arthropoda, Insecta, Hymenoptera, Braconidae. Bases 214 to 1203 code for a protein of 329 amino acids. The transcript has 7 exons. The record is from RefSeq and is a predicted model, not a curated record.
UGAACACGUUUAGUGCACGUUGAAUCGCGCGACUGGUCAGUUUAGUUUAUCCCUUGCUUGCGAAAAGUCAAGUGAAUCUACUUGUCAACAGGUGCAAUUAUUCAAAUUAGUGACAUACGCAAAUGAGAUCCAACCCACCGGAUGAUCAAAAAUACAUCCUUUAUUUAGUUAAUGUCCGGCAUUUUUGUUAGGUGCUCUAUCGAUUAAUCAAAGAUGUAUCCUUGUCGUAGACGAAUGUCUACAAGAGAUAUUUUGGCUCUGAUGAUGGUUAUUUUAUACUUUAUUGGAUCUAUUAACCCGAUUGCUGCAGUUGAUAAAAACUGUGAAAAUGAUGCAGAUUGCUCAAGUAAUCAGUAUUGUUAUAAAACUUCUUAUAAGUGUGUGAAUUACACAAAAUGUAGUAUAUAUUUCCGACAAGAAGGUGAAAAACAGGCACAAUCAUCAUCCCAAUGUGGACCGUGCUUGCCAGGGUAUACUGCCGAAUUGCUCACAACUGGAAAACCAGCGGAAUUUUGCAAUAAAAAUAGUGGUCAUGCACCUAACGAUAUUAUUGGGGUUGUUGUUUAUAUUAUUGGAAGUCUUGCAAUAAUUAUUUUGAUUGUAGUAGUAGCACUACUUUUACGAAGACCAGCAACGAACUUCUACAACAAGAGUAAACUGUUGCCAUAUUUUAAAAAAUGUAGCUCAAUACCAACAGCUCCAAUUCCAGAUAAUGAUAACUGCUAUAGUCAACCCCCCUACUUUGAUGGUCCUCCAGAUUAUUCUGUUACAAAUAAUAAUCAUAGUGUCAAGGAUCAAAAUCGUCUCUUACAAGCAUUACCCACCGUUACACCUGCCUGGAUUGAAAAGAAUCCCAAUUAUACUGGUCGUGAUGAUCUUGAUGCAUCAUCAACAGUUUCCAAUAAUGUACCAGAAGAUGAAGAAACAAACCCGAGCAGUUGGACACCAGAGGGAGUAACAACAAUACAAGUUCCAGCAAGACCAUUCCAUCAGUUUGCUUCAGAACAACGUGAUAAUGUAAUAAAUCAUGUAACGGUAAGGGAAGAUUGCGCAUCAAACUCAGGACCAAAUGAAGAAACAACACAUGAACCAACUCCAGAACCGACUGAUAACUCUCAUACUACUAGUGAGCAUCAUGAUCUCUACCUUUCAAUUCAGCAUAAAAUGAAAUUAUCAUUACUUGCUAAAUAUAGAAGGGAUUAAUGUAUCACUGCCAAUCUUCUUGAUCUGCGAUAAUUAUUUUUUUCUAUAUAAUUUUUAUAUUAUUAUAAUAUUUAAUUUACAUUUACUAUUGUACGCUUUGAAACAAAUUUAAAUAUGAUAAAUUCUUACUGCUACUUUUUUAGCAAAUGAAAAUUUGUUAUAUAAUCGAAAAUUCUUAGGAAAUUAAUUAGAGUGAAUUUUUUUAAAUUCGGAAUAUCAUUGAUCCGUGAUAAUGUUUGGAAGAAUUAAUGAUAUCAUUACGGUUUAUUUGAUUAAAUCAAAUAUCUAGUUGUUAAUUUGAUAAAUAAAUUUACAUUACAGUCCAUACAUAGAUACCUCUUAAUGUUUACAUUAGUUGCCAAGAUAUUAUGUAAUUAACAUUUCAUGAAAGUUGUAUUGUGAUGAAUUUCAAACUUGUUAAAUAUUUAAAAUAUUUGAGGGUUUAUUAAAAGCUCAUUGUGACAAAUGAACUUUUAUGUUAGAAGCUCAUCAUUUUGGUUUAUAAUAGAGUGAAAUCAGCUCAUUUAUAUAAUAAGUAAUUAUCAUAUAUUUCGCUUUGUUAUUAUUUUUUAUAAUGUAAGUUCGAUAAGUUUCUCUGAUUAUUAUUAAGUUUUUUUAUGAUAUUUAUUAUAAGUACAACUUUAAAUGAAAAAAACUAUGAAUGCCAUAUCAUGUAGAUAAUUUCUACUUUCAUAAGAUGUAUUUAUGAAAACUGGGAUUUUUAAUUCUAGUAGUUCACGUUUUUGUAUUUUUUUGUUUUACAAUUUUUUGAACUUGUAUGAAGUGAGAAGAAGCAUGAAUAGAUGAUAGUGACAAAAAGUACGAGAAUGUUAUUCCUGAAUUGAAAAUGAAUUCUGUAAAUAUUAUUUGUUCGAAUAAACAUUAUAUUAUUAAUUUUUUAGACUGUA